This is a messenger RNA of Alosa sapidissima (American shad), 1148 nucleotides long. RefSeq lists its product as uncharacterized. The transcript has 5 exons. The coding region runs from base 414 to 1148 and encodes 244 amino acids. The record is from RefSeq and is a predicted model, not a curated record. NCBI's taxonomy places the organism in Eukaryota, Metazoa, Chordata, Actinopteri, Clupeiformes, Clupeidae.
AAAUAAAUGUAGGCCUACAAUCCCAGAUCAUCUCGUGUGCCCUGACUGCCUGGUAGCCGUUAUACUGCAUUUGGCUCAGUAUAUGCUCAGUAUAGCUUCAGUAAUUGGAUAAGGGCUGAUUUAUACCAUAGAUUUAUACUCGACGUUCCCGACCUGUCGCGCGACAAUGUGACGUCACGGGAGCGCCGUAACUAUUUAUACUCGCGCUGGUGGUCGCGACACUAGUCUAUGGAGACACUAGUUACACUGUCUGUGGUUACACAGGGCACACCAGAUGAAUGGGAUUUUUGUCAUCCCUGUCGUUUCUUGUGAUAAAAUGUUGUAAAAGUUGCAUGACAUUGGCUUUCAUUGACCACUAAUUUAAACUGCAUUACAUUUGCCAGAGAAAAUAUGUUGAAAGCUUGAAUUUGAACAUGAAUUUUCUAAAAUUUCUACAGAAAAUGCUGGCCAGGGUAGAAUAUAGAGGAGUCCAAAAAUACAUAAAAGUUCCACAAAAUGAUGAAAACUUUGAUUUUCUCCAGUUUCUUCAAGCAGUAACAGACAAAUUUAGCCUGCAGGCUGAAUCUCUGAAUGAAGGUCUCCUCAGCUUGACUGAUACAUCAGGUACUGAGGUCGACGCAGACAUAUUUGAUGAGCUGAUAAAGUCAGGGAUCCAGAACUUCAAGAUUGGAUAUUGUCAGUAUCCAGUAUCAGAUCUCGAAGUAUGUCUUGUGGCAGACGAGACACAGUCCUCAGUAUUACCAGGCCCAUCAGUGUCACCAGUGUCAUUGCCAGCAUCCCCUGUGUCAACGUCAGACCGAUCAGCAUCACCAGCUUCUUCUGCUUCAACAGCUUCUACUGUCAUUCUCUCAUCCACUAAGAACAGGAAGAGGGGCCUUGGUGACCUGGACCGUGAUGAAGCAAGACAGGAGAAUUCCACCCACAAGUGUGCGGACCACCUAUGCACUAGGAAUUGUGACCCUUUUUCCAUAUCUGCAAGAUCCAUAUUCAAAAAAAUGGAUAUGAACAUUACUAUGAUCCAGACGCCAAUACUGGCUACCUUGCUUGGAGACUCAAGACAGUCCAACGCAACAGCUUUGAUGGCUCCCACAGACGUUCCAGGCCUGAUUUGCAGGACAGCCCAACAACCUAUCGAGAAUCCCUGUUAA